CUACGCGUCUAUUUUGAAGUGGAUGUCCUUUUUCAAUACCGAGGUUCUCCCCAAGCUUGGUGCUUGGUACCGCCCUCUGCUGGGUUGGGACCCGUACAACAAGAAGAUCGUGGAUGAAGCCUCCAAGGGGGCUGCUAAGGUAGUCUCGGUCGUAGAGCAGCACCUCCUCAACAACACCUACCUCGUUGGCGAGCGCAUCACCCUCGCGGAUCUGUUUGCCGCCAGCAUCAUCUCGCGCGGCUUCCAGUUCUUCUACGACAAGACGUGGCGUUCUGAGCACCCUAACGUCUCUCGAUGGUACGAGACUGUCUACAACCAGCCUAUCUACACCAAUGUCGCCAAGCCCUUCGUGCUUCUAGACACCCCGAAGUUGACUAAUGCCCCCCCUAAGAAGCCUGAGCAGGCAAAAGCCCCCAAGGCUACCCCCAAGGCUGCCCCUAAGGCUGCCCCCAAGGCGGCGGCGGAAGAGGAGGAUGAGCCUGCUCCUGCUCCUAAGCCAAAGCACCCCCUCGACCUGCUGCCACGAUCAGAGUUCCCCCUUGACGACUGGAAGCGCUUCUACUCGAACAAUGACGAGGAGACCUCCCUGAAGUGGUUCUGGGAGAAUGUCCCUUUCAAGGAUUACUCUAUCUGGAAGGUCAAGUACAAGUACAACGACGAGUUGACUUUGACUUUCAUGUCCAACAACCUGAUCGGUGGAUUCAACAACCGUCUCGAGGCUUCCCGCAAGUACCUCUUCGGCUGUGCCUCCGUGUACGGUGAGAACAAUAACUCAGUCAUCGAGGGCGCCUUUGUCAUUCGGGGCGAUGAUUAUCUCCCCGCCUUUGACGUCGCUCCCGACUACGAAAGUUACGAGUUCAUUAAGCUGGAUCCCACCAACGCCGACGACAAGGAAUUCGUCGAGUCUAUGUGGAAGUGGGACAAGCCCGUCACCUACAAUGGCAAGGAAUACAAACACGCCUCCGGUAAGGUCUUCAAAUAAGGUAGUGCGGCUUAGGGAAAACACCGAGCGAUUACGAAUUGACGAGACCAUGCGGAUGGGGGGUAUAUCGGACGAAGGGACAACUGCGGUUGCACCGAGUGAGGUUAUAGUUGUACCCAUCAGAGACCCUGAUGUAUAGCCUGUAUGAGGUUAUUCGAUGAACGUAUGUCUACCUCGUUUGCGACCCCUUGUGCUAGACCGUGUGAUGAAGGGGGAAGGGGGCUCACGUUUCUAUUCCGGGUACGCAACAAAGAAAUCCAAUCGGGUGCACGUAAAAACCCAAAACAAAACAAAC
This is a messenger RNA of Durotheca rogersii, 1277 nucleotides long. RefSeq names its product eEF1-gamma domain-containing protein. Gene Ontology annotation, molecular function: translation elongation factor activity. The record is from RefSeq and is a predicted model, not a curated record. Gene Ontology annotation, cellular component: nucleus; cytoplasm. The transcript has 2 exons. Lineage: Eukaryota; Fungi; Ascomycota; Sordariomycetes; Xylariales; Xylariaceae. Bases 23 to 982 code for a protein of 319 amino acids. Gene Ontology annotation, biological process: translational elongation.